AUGGGUCUGACCGGCUCUGCCUCGAGGAGUUUCUUGUAUGGCCUGAACCAUACGGAAGUCGUUGGGUUGGACAGGUUCAUGGAAACUCUGGAUAGGAGGAGAAAUGUCGAGGAAAGGCAGAGGGGAUUGAUUACUGGUAGCUAUUACUCUGCUGUCCUCAUGGAUGAUCCAUUGAUUUGGGGAGUCCUGCCUUUUAAAUACGCUUUCAAUCCUUCGAAUCAUAGAUGGAGUUUAGGGAGUUAUGAUAUUUGCUUCACUAAUAGAGUCCUCAAAGCAUUCUUCAACAUCGGCCAAGUGCUUCCUACGCAUCGCAGCCUUCACUCGAUUCAUGGUGGUCUUUUCCAACCUACCAUAACUCAAGCGAUCCGCCUCCUUUCCUCACAGCCUUUCGCCCCGUCUCCUCCAUCUCAUCCUACAAUUUGGGAGCCCAUCGAUACUGCAGAUCCAUUCACGUCGGGUACUUUGACCUACUCUACAAAUGGAAUCGACUCUUUCCCCUCUCCCUCCUUCUUUCCUUCUCAGAAACACUCCUGGAUCCACAUCUUCCCAGAAGGCCGUGUGCACCAGCAUCCACAAAAGUCCUUACGAUACUUCAAAUGGGGCGUAUCUCGUCUGAUCCUCGAAUCCGAGCCUCUGCCGGAAAUAAUACCCAUAUUCAUCGAUGGUAACCAAGAAGUCAUGCACGAAGCUCGAGAAUGGCCACGAUUCGUACCUAGAACAGGAAAGAAAAUCAAGAUUGCCUUUGGAGAGAGUGUGGAUGGAGAGAAAGUGUUCGGGGAAUUGAGAGCGAAAUGGAAGAGAUUGGUCAGACUACAGAAAGAGGCUUUGAUGAAGCGAGGAGAGUCGACAGACUGGCAGAUGGGAGAACUCACAGACGGACUCAAAUAUGGCAACGAGGCUGUAGAAUUGAGGAAGGAGGUCACUAUGAGGAUUAGAAAUGAGGUGUUGAAGCUUAGAAGGAGCUUAGGAUACCCGGAUGAAGAUUCCAAACAAGGAUUGGUUGAGACUUGGUUGGAAGAGGGCCCGAAGCAAAUAGGGAAGAUGGAGGACGGUUCUUGGGUUGGUGAUACCUGA
Messenger RNA from Mollisia scopiformis, 1074 nucleotides. RefSeq lists its product as uncharacterized. The record is from RefSeq and is a predicted model, not a curated record. Gene Ontology annotation, biological process: inner mitochondrial membrane organization; cardiolipin acyl-chain remodeling. Gene Ontology annotation, molecular function: 1-acylglycerophosphocholine O-acyltransferase activity. The transcript has 3 exons. Lineage: Eukaryota; Fungi; Ascomycota; Leotiomycetes; Helotiales; Mollisiaceae. Bases 1 to 1074 code for a protein of 357 amino acids. Gene Ontology annotation, cellular component: mitochondrial membrane.